This is a messenger RNA of Dermacentor albipictus, 7004 nucleotides long. RefSeq lists its product as uncharacterized. NCBI's taxonomy places the organism in Eukaryota, Metazoa, Arthropoda, Arachnida, Ixodida, Ixodidae. The record is from RefSeq and is a predicted model, not a curated record.
GUAUCGCUGCUGUUGCGAUCAACGAGCAGGGCUAAAAACGUUUGUUGCUUUCCACAUCUGUGUUUCUCCGUGUCUCUCCGUGUCUUCGGCUUUCACAGAGUCGUCUUGCCACUUUCGUGCUAUUCCGAUCAGUGUCGAGAGGCAUCGGCUACACAUCGAGACGAAAACGUUCCUGCUGACAGCGGCGGUACGACUACGCGCGACUGCCGGAUGGCGCCGGCAAGCGUCAGCUCAGCGCUGCUGCUUUCACCGACGAUUCUCUGUGGCUUAAUUCUCCUCAGCGUCGCUCCUCGCUCAGCGUCCAAGUAUCACCAGUGUUGAGAGGUGUCGGUUUAGCAAGGCGAAUACAUUCCUGUUGUGAGCACCCGUGGCUGUGAAUCAGUCCGUGCGAUUGCGGAAUGGCGUCGACAUCAGCCACUGUCGGCUUGCCGCCAGAUUCUCAAGCACCCGUCGAUAUCGGAGACAAUAGCACAUACAGCCACCCAAAUGGAGUCACUGCUUGGUGUGAAGACAUGCGGGAGUGGCCAAAUGUGAAUGCGGCAGAUAUUAUAUUUUACCUCGUGAACUCCAAGGCAUGUGAUUUUCAACAGAUCAAAAACUUCAGGGCCCUCGAGUCCUAUAACUACGUGCAAAGUGGGUGGGUGGGGAAAGUUUUCACUCACAAGAUCUCGAGUGACUUAUGUUACGUGAAGGGCACGGUAAGCCCUUCUCAGUCCCUGAAUGCAACACCAAGGACUGCUUGGGCGUGCGUGAAACAAUGCGGAGAAGUUGUCACAGCCGGAUGCACUUGCAUGGCCGGGCUAGGAAAAGCCUGUAGCCACGUCGGUGCAAUCUUAUGGAAAAUAGAAAUGGCUGUGGCAAAAGGCUAUACUACAACUUCUUGCACAGACAGGGCUGCAUUGUGGAACAGUGGCACAAAACGCAAUGUUGAACCAGCCACGCUUGAAGAAAUAACUUUCAAGGUGCAGAAGCAGGUUGUGGAUGAUCCCCUCCCAAAGCGGCAAAGACCAUCAUUUGUGCCAAUGACCCGAGAAGAAAUCCGCAAAUUUCAUGCUGAGUCACCAUUUCCAUACCUAUUUGAUACCCCAGGCACUCUUCUCUAUGAGACGUUCCAUCCAAGCAUGCAGCGGCAAGUGCCUCCACCACCAGCCAAUGAUGGGAAUGAGCAUGGCGACCACGGAAACGAAAGCUGUGCGGUGUGCACUACAUUUUAUGAAAAGUAUGUGGCAUUGUCACCCCGUGGUGCUGAGGUGCUUCAGUCAGAAACUGCAAGCCAAGCAACGCCACUGUGGUUUUUUUCGCGGAAGCUACGUUUGACUGCCUCAAAUGUCAACAAGGUACCGAAAAGAGAGACUACGGGAUGCGAGAAAGCAGCCAUGAGGAUGCUUUCCACCAGCUUUUCUGGCAAUGCUGCCACCAAGUAUGGCAAACAGAUGGAGCCUGUUGCCCGAAAGCAGUUUUCAAAAAAGACUGGGCUUACUGUAAACCAAAUAGGAACAGUGGUGAACACUGAGCUGCCGUGGCUUUCAGCUAGUCCGGAUGGAAUUAUUGAAGGAAUGGAUGCCAUUCUUGAAAUCAAGUGUCCCAACAUGAAUGACUGUGUGCCACUUAUCAGUAGUGGCAAGUAUGAUGUGCGGCUAAACAAAGAUGCCGAACUUGUACUUCAAGAGAGUGGGCCAAAUGGCUAUUACAGCCAGGUCCAGUUUCAGAUGCUCUGCACCAAGACCCAGAUAUGCUUUUUUUAUGUAUGGAGUGUGGAAAAUGAUGUCAUUGUUCAAGUGCCUUUUGAUCCCAAGUAUGUGUCGCAGACUUUACCACGGCUGAAAAAAUUCUAUUUUUCAGAGCUACUUCCUCGCUUGUUAGAUUCACACACCAGUGGCAAAAUGGAUAUACUUCAUCGAUAUAAGCAUAUUUGCUCAUUAUAGUUGAAUUCACGCACUUAUCGACAUUCCUAUUAUUAGUGAGAAGCUUUGCCGCAAUUUGAACAAAGUGACCGUUCCCCUUACCUCUCUUUCUCUGCGUACGGCAACCUCGCAUCGAAUUCAGCCUUCAACGUCGUGCAUAGCCCGGGUUGUCAUUCAAAGCGUUAUGUAUGUUAUAGAAUUUGUCGUCCUACCUCGUUCCUCACACGACGUUAUUCUUGGAUGGAAUUUCCUAUCUGUCAAUCAAGCUCUUAUCGACUGCGCUCGUGCCGAACUUACGUUAUCAGUGCCGUGCUUCGACCCUGACGACCAUUUUUCUCCUAAAGUUGUUGCCGCCUCUGACAUCGAUACCGCACCUUGCUCCGCCGCUCUGGUUCCUGUGUCAUGUAACUCUGCUGCGAACUCAUCUGUUCUGUUUACACCGUCGGCCACUUGUGUGCGCCGCCGGAACUUUCUGCUUCCGUUUGCUGUCGUCACUUUUUGCGACGGUUCUGCUGCCCUUUACGUCUGCAAUCCGUCCGCCUGCCCAUCAUCCCUACUCCGCGGCGAGUGCCUGGGUACAGCUGAAGCUUUCGAUAGCGUUCUCCCGGCCACCAUGUUUGGUGAUACGGCAUCACUUCCGAUUUGUUCCGUCACUAAUCUUGGCGCGACUGAUGCCCCUGCAGACGUCUUCGCUCGUGCCGUCAACGCAGAACUCACACCUGCGCAGCAAACAGAAAUCAUCAAACUCCUCCAACGUUUUCGUUCCUCAUUUGACAUUGACCAACCAUCCUUGGGUCGAGCAUCCGCAGUCGUUCACCGUAUCGACACCGGUCAACAAACACCAUUGCGCCAGCGUCCCUAUUGUGUGUUGGCUGCUGAACGCCAUAUCAUCGACCAGCACGUUGACGACAUGCUGGAGCGUGGCAUCAUCCAGCCCUCCAACAGUCCCUGGGCAUCUCCGGUUGUCCUCGUUAAAAAAAAGGAUGGCUCUAUUCGGUUCUGCGUAGACUAUCGCCGUCUUAUCCGAAUAACGCGCAAAGAUGUCUAUCCUCUGCCGCGCAUAGACGAUGCCUUGGACUGUCUGCAGGGAGCGGAAUUCUCUUCGUCGCUGGAUUUGCGGUCCGGGUACUAGCAAGUGCCAAUGGCAGAGGCCGAUCAUCAAAAGACGGCCUUCGUAACGCCUGAUGGGCUAUAUAAAUUUACUGUCGUGCCGUACGGCCUCUGCAACGCGCCUGCCACUUUCGAGCGAAUGAUGGACACCAUUCUUCGAGGGCUGAAGUGGAAAACGUGCCUCUGUUAUUUAGAUGAUAUUGUGGUUUCUUUCUACCGACUUUGCAUCACACCUCAACCUCCUCGAGCAAGUAUUUGCGUGCCUCUCCACAGCAGGACUCCAACUAAAUUUGAAGAAAUGCCACUUCGGCGCUCGUACGCUUACUAUUCUCGGCCAUGUAGUUUCAAAAGACGGUAUCCUUCCGGACCCCACUAAACUUAACGCCGUAUCCGAGUUCCCUAAACCAACCACCAUGAAAGAGCUUCACAGCUUCAUCGGCCUGUGCUCAUAUUUCCGACGCUUUGUCGGUAACUUUGCCUCUGUCAUUGCCCCCUUGACGCAGCUUCUCACCGGCAGUUCUGACCUAUCAGCCUGGUCCUCGGCGUGCGACGACGCAUUCCAAGAACUACGACGCGUUCUCACCUCGCCUCCAGUACUGCGACACUUCGAUCCCUCUGCCCCAACUGAGAUCCAUACGGACGCUAGUGGUGUCGGGCUCGGCGCUGUUCUCGCACAACGCAAGGAUGGCUUCGAAGAGUACGUCGUCGCGUAUGCCAGCCGCAUCCUUACCAAAGCCGAGGCGAACUACUCGGUUACUGAGAAGGAAUGUCUGGCCAUCAUUUGGGCUAUCGGCAAAUUUCAUCCUUAUGUGUACGGGCGUCCAUUUGACAUCGUGACCGACCAUCAUGCCCUAUGCUAAUUAUCUUCACUAAAAGAUCCAACUGGUCGGCUUGCCCGUUGGGCAUUGCGCCUACAAGAGUACGACAUCCGCGUUGUUUACCGCUCAGGCCGAAAGCAUUAAGACGCCGACGCUCAAUCCCGGUCACCCCUGCCCUAUGGUCCUGUCCAUUCGUCUAUCUCUACCUGCGGUGCCUUCGCCCUCAACAUUUCCGACAUGCCAUCAGAGCAGCGCAAAGACCCAUGGAUUUCUUCGCUUAUUGACUUCCUGUCCAGCCAGUCGCCAGCACCGAUCUCUCGGACGCUUCGUUGCCAAGCCACGCACUUCAUCAUUCGGGAUAACCUGCUGUACCGCCGCAACAAUUCCAGCGGCCGUAAGUGGUUGCUUGUUAUACCCCGACACCUCCGCUCCGACAUCUGCGCCACGUUCCACGACGACCCACAAUGCGGCCACGCUGGUGUAUUAAAGACAUACUCUCGCCUCCAGCUUCGGUACUACUGGCGCGGUAUGUACCGUUUCGUUUGCCAGUAUGUUUGGUCAUGCCACAUAUGCCACCGACGCAAGACGCCACCUCAACAUGCCACCGGCCCCUUGCAACCUUUACCAUGCCCUGCACGCGCGUUCGACCGCGUCGGCAUUGACCUAUACGGUCCGCUUCCCAACACUCCAAGCGGCAACCGCUGGGUUAUUGUUGCUAUCGACCACCUCACGCGGUACGCUGAAACUUCAGCCCUAGCAUCUGUCACAGCAAAAGACGUCACCAGUUUUCUCCUUCCAAAUCUGAUUUUACGCCAUGGAGCACCUCGAGAAUUACUGAGCGACAGCGGUCGCGUUUUUCUCUCAGACGUCAUUGCAGCUUUGCUAAAGGAGUGUCGCAUCAUUCACCGCACUACCACAGCAUAUCAUCCUCAAACUAAUGGGAUGACGGAACGUUUCAACCGCACCCUUGGUGACAUGAUGGCCAUGUAUGCUUCAUCUGACCACUCGAAUUGGGAUCGCAUUCUACCUAUCGUCACCUACGCUUACAAUACCACCACGCAAAGCACCACUGGGUUCUCCCCUUUCUUUCUUCUUUACGGACACGAACCUUCAUGCACUAUGGACACGAUUCUACCUUACCGGCCAGAUGCUUCGGAGUGGACAACUGUUUCUAGAGCGGCUGCUUACGCCGAAGAAUGUUGCCAGCUCGCUCGUUCGUUCACAUCCCAGGACCAGUGGCGUCAAAAGCUUCGCCACGAUUCAUCCACUACGGCUAGGUGCUUUGCACCUGGCUCGCUGGUCUGUUUGUGGGUGCCCUCUACUCCUCCAGGCCUUUCCUCCAAGCUGCUCUCCAAGUACCACGGUCCUUAUCGGGUACUCAAACAAACAUCCGCGGUCAACUACCUCAUCGAGCCACUCGAAACGCCUUCCGACCAGCGUCGUCGGGGCCAGGAAAUUGUCCACGUCUGCCGGCUGAAGCAGUGCCAUGACCCACCUGUGAUCUCCUGUCCUUGAGUCGCCAGGAUGGCUACUCUUUCGGUGGGGAGUGAUUGUACUGAAGGCACUGGGCAGUGGGCAUGGUGCUGGUGCAUGAGAAGACGACGAGAAGUGCUUGCUUACCCGUUACGAUAUAGCGCCGACCUGUUUAAGCCUAGCGCUACAACCUAUAACUAGUGACCCUUCUGCUAGGCGAACACCCCCGUUGCAAUGCACAUUGUCGUAGCAAGUGUAAAACCAGGCAUCAUCAUAUUCAGCUUGAUCACGCCCACUGCAGGGCAAAGGCCUCUGUCGUAUCACUCCAAUUAAUCCGGUCCUGUGCUAUUCGCGACCAUGUUAUCCUCACAAACUUCUUAAUCUCAUCUGCCCAUCCAAUUUUCUGCCGCCCCCUGCUACGCUUGCCUUCUCUUGGAAUCCAGUCAGUUUAAGGACCGUUUAUAUUGCCUUCUCAUUACAUGCCCUGCCCAUGUCCAUUUGUUCUUCUUUAUUUUGAUGAGGAUGUCAUUGACUCGCAUUUGUUCUUUGACCAGCUAAGCCCUCUUUUUGUCCCUUAACGUUACACCUAUCAUUUUUCUUUCCGUGGCUCGCUGUGUAGUCCUCAAUUUAAGUUGAACCCUUUUGGUAAGCCUCCAGGGUUCGGCCCCAUAGGUGAGCCCCGGUAAGAAGCAGCUGUUAUAUAAUUUCUUCUUGAGGGAUAUUGGUAAACUGCCAUUCAUAAAACCAGGCAUGUGGGGACAUAUAUAUUCUUUAAGUGUCAAGACUAUCACUUCAGUUAUUUUUUUCGUUCGAGGAAAGUGACAGUCACAACCCACAUUGUACACUCACACACUUUUGCAGGCCGUGCUUAAUUUGUGAUGUGUUUCACCAAGUUUCGUCUUUUUGCAGCAAGGAAAUGCUCUUCCCUUUUAUGGCAUCAUUUCGAUAUUAAUUGCCAUUAUCAAGUGUGUCCACUGCAGGACAAAGGCAUAUCCCACAAAUCAAUCCUAUGCUAUGCCAGCUGCAGCCAAUUUGCCCGUGCAAACUUCCUAAUCCCAUCUGCCUGAUUAUCUGCCUAACCCUGCUACCAUUCACUUCUCUUAGACUGCUAUAUCUCUAAGGGAACAUUGAUCGUGUUGCCUUGGAAUCGCAUGCCAUGCCCAUUUUUUUCUUGGUUGAGCUAGGGUACCAUUAUCUCGUGUUCGUUCCUGAACCACUCUGCUCUCUUCCUGUCUCUUAAUGUUGCCCCCUAUAAUUUUCCUUUUCACAGCUCAAUGCGUUGUCCAUUUUGCUAGCAUCCACAUUUCUGCCUCAGAAGCGAGUACAGGUAAAGUACAGCUAUUAUAAAUGUUCCUCUCAAAGGAUACUCGUAAUCUGCUGUUCGUGAUCAGAGUGUCUCCUAAGUUCACUCCAUAUCAUUCUUAUUGUUUAUUUCGCUCACAUGGUCCGAAUAUGCGGUCAUUACCUGCCAUAAGUACACAUACUCUCUUUACCACUUCCAAUGUUUUGCAGGAAAGUAAACUGUGGUUCCGUUUAGAGGGUGUUGAAGAUUACUUUAGUCUUCUACAUAAUAAUAUUUAGAGUCACCAGUUUGCUUAGCCUGUCUAGCUUCUCAGUCACGUUCUGCAAUCCAUACCUGCCAACCUGGCGAGAUAAAAAAAUCGGGAGACUUUAUUUGCGGCAAUGGAGGGGGUGGGCC